GCCUCCCAUCUCACUUCCUCUCGGAGCCUUGCCUGAGACGGGGGCUGGCCGACCAUAGCCCCGAAAGAAGACACCAUGUGAAAAAGUAUAAAAAUACACUAAAACGUAUCCGUUAGUUGUCAUUUCUCGCGACUACACACCUGUGUUUACGUUUCAAACAACGCCGACUGGAUGUGAGCGAACGAAUGGCAAGGGAAGGGACAGCAUAAUCUUGCGAAAGGAGACGAGUUGGUUAAUCUGGAGUUUCUCUAAUAGAGCGCUGAAGUGGUCUUUCCCUGGAAGCUGAAAGAGAGGAAACUUUCUGUUAACGAGGAAGUGGCAAGACAGAUAUAUCAUGCAGGUGAGUGAUGGCCCUAGUCAUAUCCCCAUGUUUGUGCCUCCACCCAAUGGAAACAGCCACCGGUCACCCGGAUACGUGCCUGGCAGGAUCGUGCCCAUGCGGUCCCCUCCCCCUCCCAAGGCCCCACCCCCUCCUCCGCACAAGCCCCCUGCCCCACCGCCUGUGCGGCCUUUGACCUUUAACCUCUCGGAUGGGGGUCAGGGGAGGGACUCCAUGCAGACCCAGCAGAGCAACAAGAAUGCCCUGAUCUUCACAGCCAUCUCCACCGGGGCCCUCUUCCUCUGCCUCAUCCUGGUCCUCACGCUGACCUACAGAGACGUCAUUGACGAGAACUGCCCCGACCACAACCCAUCUCUGACCAGCUGGAGUCCAGGUCACGACCCUCAGAAGGUGGUGGUGGUGCAGCAAGGUCAGAAGUUUCGUCUGGACUCCUCCGCUACACUUUUCUCACUGACCAUCAAAUCAGGAGGGCUGGUUGUCUUUGCGGACAAUUCUGCCGGAUCCAAGAACAUCACCCUCCGACUGCGGCACAUCCUGAUCCAGGACGGCGGUGCUCUGCACAUCGGAGGCCCCAAAUGCCGCUACCGUUCCAACGCCACCAUCACUCUGGUGGGCCGCUCCAAUGAGAGCGCCGUGCUGGAGGUCCCUGGCUUCGGGCGCAAGUUUGUGGGCGUGGCCGCUGGGGGUACCCUGGAGCUCCACGGCACCGAGCGGCUCUCCUGGACGCUGCUGACCCGCACGAUUCACGCCUCCGGGCUGGAGCGCACGCACUUGUUCCAGCGGAACUUCAGCCGUGGCAUCAACCUGCGCGUGGUGGACCAGGACACCGCCGCCGUCAUCCACUCGGAGCGCUUCGACACGUACGACUCGCGCAACGACAGCCGGCGCCUGAGCGAGCUGCUCCGGAGCCUUCCGCGGGGACGCAUCGUCACCCUGGCCGUGGGCGACUCCGCCUCCAAGAGCCUGCUGGAGGAAACGAAGAAAACCAUCCAGAAUCUUCUGGGGAGCAGCUACGUCAAUGACCUCAGAUACAGGCAGGCGUGGGCCCUGGUUUCAGUGGUGGGCGGCGGCAACACGUCGUGCACGGAGGACGUUCGGGAGCACGAGAACCAUGACACGAGUGGGAAGGCGCUGGCUCGCCGAGACUUUGUCACCGUGGAUGGCGUGCGCUUCUCCGUCACCGCCUACAGCGAGUGGCGAAACGGGUUUCCCCAAACUGGGUUCCAGGUGGAUGCAGUGGACCAGGUGGUACUGAACCUGCAGGACGAAGUGAGCAGCUGGAAACCGGGCGACCGUGUGGUGGUGUCCAGCACCGACUACUCCAUGCACCAGGCCGAGGAGUUCACCCUGCUCCCCUGCCCAUACUGUUCUAGGAAGCAGGUCCGGGUGCAAGGGAAGCCCCAAUUCAUGCACGUCGGGGAGGUGCUGGACGGGGUGGACAUGCGAGCAGAGGUGGCCCUCCUCUCCAGGAAUAUCCUCAUCCAUGGAGAGAUGGAAAAUUCCUGCUAUGGAAACAACUGGUGCCAGUUCUUCAACCACGACACUUUCGGGGGGCACAUCAAGAUCCAGGGCAACUUCUCGUCGGUGCACGUGUCCCAGGUGGAGCUCAAGCACAUGGGCCAGCAGAAGCAGCAGGGCAGCUACCCGCUACACUUCCACCGCUGCGGAGACGUGGACCAGCGCGGGGGCUACUCCUCCCCCACCUACGUGGACGCCGUGUCCAUCCACCACUCCUUCUCUCGCUGCGUCACCGUCCAUGCCACCAACGGCCUCCUAAUAAAGGACACGGUCGGCUACGACAUGCUCGGACACUGUUUUUUCCUGGAGGAUGGGAUCGAGCAGCGGAACACCUUCUUCCACAACCUGGGGCUGGUGACCCGGCCGGGCACCAUUCUGCCCACUGACCGGAACGACACCAUGUGCCAGAACAUCCUGGACAAAGUCUACAAGAACUACACCCCUACGCCAGCCACAGAUUGCAAGGCAGUGUCGACGUUCUGGAUUGCCAACCCCAACAAUAACCUCAUAAGCAAUGCUGCUGCUGGCUCUCAGGAUGCAGGGAUCUGGUAUAUAUUUCACAGCAUGUCCACGGGCGACUCCCACGGCCUGGUACCAGAAACGAGGGCUGAGCUCACUCCUCUGGGAAUCUUCUAUAACAACCGCGUCCACUCCAACUUCAAGGCUGGACUCUUUAUUGAUAAGGGGGUGAAGACCACAAACGCGAGUAAGGCUGACCCCAGGGAAUACCUGUGCCUGGACAACAACGUCAGGUUCCGCCCGCAUGAGGACGCAGACCCGAACCGGCCACGCGUGGCAGCCCUCAUUGACACCCUCAUCUCCUACAAGAACAACGAUCUCGGGGCAUGGAUCCGGGGAGGUGACAUCAUCAUUCAGAACUCCUGUUUUGCUGACAAUGGAGUGGGGUUGUCAUUUGCCAGUGAUGGCAGUUACCCUAAAGACGAGGGUUCCAGUCAGGAGGUCUCCCAGACGCUGUUUGUCGGGGAGAGCCGGAACCGUGGUUCUAACGGAGGCCAGAACAAAUACUGGGGAGUCGGUGGGGUGGAUGGAAAGAACAGGACACUACCCAGAUACAAAACAUUCCCCAUCCGAGGCUUUCAGAUUUACGACGGGCCCGUGCGGCUGACGGAGAGCACGUUCCGGAGCUACACCCCGACAGCGGAUCGCUUCACCAGCGCUGUGGGCUUCAACCUGAAGAACACCUGGCAGCUCACGCCUCGCAACAACCUCUCCUCUCUCAGCUUCUCCCCCUCUGUAAAGCUCCCGGUGUUCUUUGGGAAGCCGGGCCCGUGGUUCGACGAGAACGACCUGGACGGGGACAAGAACUCCAUGUUCCAUGACAUAGAUGGCACCGUGAGCGGCUACCCCAACACGUAUGUGGGGCGGGCGGACAACUUCCUCAUCCAGCACCCCGGCUGUGUGAACAUCAGCGAGUGGAACGGCGUGGCCUGCAGUGGACGCUACUCCCAGGUUUAUGUGAAGACUCAGGGAGCCUCUAACCUCAUGCUCUCCAUCCGCCGAGAUGAGUACCCCGAUCGACCUAUGGUGCUGCGGGGCAUCAACAGCCAAGGGGCGUCCUCCCAGCAGUACCAGCCCAUCCUCAUGAUGGCCAAGAGCUACACCUUCCAUUGGGAUGGAGUUGCCCCCAAAGAGAUUGUCCUGUCCCUCAUUAACUUUGACAAGGACGAUUGGGCACUUGUGGGUCUCUGCUACCCGACUGGCACCACCUUCCAGGUCAGGUCCGACAUCAAUGACCGCCAGAGCAACACCUUCACUGAAACGGAGGACUACGGGCCUGUGAGUUCCCUAGCCGAGCUGCAGAAACGGACGCAGGAGAGGAAGUACUUUUUCGACCGCUCUGUGGGGCUGCUGUGGCUGUACUUGCGGGCAAGGCACGGGCGCGAGGGUCACAGCUACUGCUCGGCCCUGGGCUGUGAGAGGGUGAUCAUCACGGCCUACACCGCCUCCAAGCAGACGUGCGACUGCACAGCCAAAGCCUACCCCACGUACCGCCAGACACCCACAGCCGUGGUGCCCAUGCCAGCACCCAACGCCAAGCCCUGCGAGCAGUGCGGAGCCUCAAAACUGAUCUUCUCUAGCGACCCGUGGAACUCCUACCUCCAGACAGAGAUCAAGUCCCUGAGCAGCAAAGAGGAGCAGAGCGGUGACUUGCAAUCCUACAUCACUGUGAACGGGAAAAGAUUUCCUCUCGCUCAGUCAGGUUUCCUUCUGGUCACUGUGGAUGCUUGCUCUGGCCAAGUCACAAAGAGUCCAUUGUUUCCCAACCUGGACUCCAAAAUGGAGCAGUAUUUGAAAACUGGAAUUCCAGCGAGGUCAAUAGUCCUCAUUGGAACAAGAGGCUCACCUAGUGGAAUCGCUUCCAUCGCACAAUAUCUGGUUCCCCUUGGAGCGGCCAAGGUAGCGGACCUUCAAAAGAAAGUGAGCCUGGCGUUCUUUGGGCUCCGCAGUGGGAGCUCCUACCCUCCCUGGAUCACUCUCCUGUCCGCUCAGGGUGAGGAGGGCCUGGGGGUCCAGGAGCGCUACCUCCCCCUGGCUCUGGAAGAGUACGGGUGCCCACAGGCAGGGCCACCCAAACGCAAAGACCUGGACCUCCUGAGAAAAGCUCUGAACCAAAAGUGAACCGUCUUUAAAUGUGAACAAACAUGCAGAAAACAAAACCCAGACUGGAUGAACGAACAAACAGACAAACGAAUGAAUGUGAACUCGUGAGCUUAAUUUAUUUAUGUCAGAAAGAGCUAAUUGUUUACCACAUUUCAAGGGUAUUUUUUAACUGUGUUUUUGAUAAUGGGAGUGGGUGGCGUAUGUUUGUUUAUGUGUGUGUGUGUGUGUGUGUGUGUGUGUGUGUGUGUGUGUGGCCGUGAGCUUCACGGUACAAAGCAAUGCACUUUUUUCUCUACUUCUUUUGAAAAACAAACAGCCGAUACCUUAAAACAGUAACACCAAGAGCCAAAAAAAAAACACUCAGAUUGGAAUGUUGAAAGGACACCCAAAAGCCAAACACAAAGACUGAAAUUGCUUUCACCUGUACGCAUCAGCCAAAGCUAAUGGAAAGGCCUAUGAAGAGUCUCUCUCUUUCUUUCUUUCCCUCCCUCUUCCUCUCUCUCUCACCCUCCCUCCUCCUCUUUAAAGUCAUCACUGGUGAUGCUAUCUUUGCAUCUGAUCCAUAUUUAAUUAUAUCUGAACACAAUUAUGUAUUUUUUUUUUCUCACUGGGUGUAGGACAGCACAUGAAGCAUAAUCUGUAUCAUCACUGUGUAUGUUUGUGUGCAUAUUUAUUACCUGUCUCUCUUUUACCCCCCUACAUCUCUCCCCUCACCUCUCACUCCCCCCCCCCCCCCCCCCCCUCUCUCUCUCCCUCUUUCCCUCUCUCUUAGCUCGGUGUUUGCUUUAAGGAAAUAUUUUUGUUUCCAUAAUUUCAGUACUGCUGAUCUGUCCCGGGGGAGAGAGCUGCAUAGUCAUGUGCCAGCUCUCCUUCAGCGCUCCCAAAGGGUUCUGAUCCGAAUCGCCUUUUUGUUUUUGUACAAGACGUUUGUAAAUGUUUGUAAGAUACAGAUUCUAUAUGUUCACAGUGGAAGAUUGUUCCUUUUUUUUCUCGUGGCAGGCUGGCUUUGUGUGCAAUGCAGGUGUGUCUACACCAUCCCCACCUUAACACAUACUUUCAGUCAGGUGGGUGCGAGUCGUCAGGGCGGAAGAAACCAGUUGCGUCUUCAUUUGGAAGUUGAGCGCACGUUGCCAGGUUGGACUGGUUUCCAUCGACUGUGUGCCCUCAGUUGAGCUGUUACUGUCACACACUGAUACAAACCCAAAGCUCUGUGCUAUGAAGUUUGAUGAAAAGCAACCAACAUGGAGGCUCUGCCUCAUACCGUGUAAGAAGAUUGUGCUUGUUUGCUUAGGCAAAGAGAGGGAGAAGUGACAGACCUGCUUCUUAACCACUGCACUGUAGUUUCAGAGGACCUGCAUGUGAUUGAUUUUGUUAAGUAAAGGUUUGGAGAUGUCAUUGUGCUAGUUGAUAGUAAAUCUGUAAGUAUGUUUUUGUAACUGGUAGGGUUCUAUAAGUGCCUUUUAUUUCAUGACGUUUUUUUAUACUGGCAAAGUGUUGAAUCACUUACGGUAUGUCUGUCAUAACCAGCUUUUUUCAACCUCAGUGUUUCUCUUCAAUGGCUUCAAAGCUGAAGCUGAAUAAACAUUUAUACUUUUCUGUA
Alosa sapidissima (American shad) is the source of this 6080-nucleotide messenger RNA. RefSeq names its product cell migration inducing hyaluronidase 2 (gene cemip2). The coding region runs from base 335 to 4498 and encodes 1387 amino acids. The transcript is spliced from 25 exons. The record is from RefSeq and is a predicted model, not a curated record. NCBI's taxonomy places the organism in Eukaryota, Metazoa, Chordata, Actinopteri, Clupeiformes, Clupeidae.